AGCUCUUCGAUAUCCACUGCUCCCACUCAAGCCAGAAGAAACUCAACAAGAAUCGCCAUGACCACUUUACGUCUCCGAGAGCAAGAUUUAGAAGGCAAGGUGGCCGUCAUCACCGGUGCGACACGAGGUAUUGGUCGAGCAAUUGCAAUGAAUCUCGCAUCAAGAGGGGCCUCCAUCCUUGGCACAUGCUCACACGCCAGCAGCCUCGACUUGAUAGCAAACAUGAGAGAUGAGAUCGAUGCGUUGUACAAAGAGGCCAACCAGGAACGUACUUGCAGGACCACAGGCCUUGCAGCAAACAUUACCUCUCCAACAUGCGCGGAAGACAUAGUGAAGAAAAUCUUGGACCUGAGGUAUGGCGUCGAUAUUUUCGUCAACAAUGCAGCAGAUUCUCUUCCGGGCGGGAUUGGAGAUUUGACUGUCAACGAAAUUCAGAAGAGCAUGAUCAGCAAUAUCCAAACGCCUGUACUGAUCGUCGAUGAAUUCGUGAAGAGAAAGAUGUUUCGGCCCGAGAGCAGGAUUAUCUAUAUUUCGUCUAUCCGUUCGAGGCAGCCAUGGUCUGAACAGUUGAUGUACGCAGCGGGGAAAUCUGCAGGAGAAUCGCUGUGUAGGACUUGGUCGAUGGCUUUCGGAGGUAACGAAGAGAAGUUCUCAUUCAUGGCUGGAACAACAGCAAAUUCAGUAUCUGUAGGCUUGACCCAAACAGAUUCAGUCAUGCAAUGUCCACCCGAUGCGUUGGAGAAGUUCAAGCAAGAGUUCAUUCCACUGCAGUCGAUUCCUCGCUUUGGACAGCCUGAUGAUGUUGCGGAUGUGGUUGGUAUGCUGUGCAGUCGCGAUACUCGGUGGAUCACAGGUUGCGUCCUCAGUGCAAGUGGAGGCGGGAUCAAGAUCGGAUAAGUCUCAAUGUGCUGGUUUCGAUCAUAUGCAUCUCGCCUUGCAAGUCCUUGCCGGAGCCAAUGCGAUGCACAAUUUUGUGUCUUGCGACAAGUACCGACGGGCUAGUGUUCUAUGAUCUACAGUCUUUUUUCAGUAAUCCGCAACUUCAUGCAGAACUUCAAU
This is a messenger RNA of Mollisia scopiformis, 1059 nucleotides long. RefSeq names its product NAD(P)-binding protein. The transcript is spliced from 2 exons. Gene Ontology annotation, molecular function: oxidoreductase activity, acting on the CH-OH group of donors, NAD or NADP as acceptor. Bases 58 to 897 code for a protein of 279 amino acids. NCBI's taxonomy places the organism in Eukaryota, Fungi, Ascomycota, Leotiomycetes, Helotiales, Mollisiaceae. The record is from RefSeq and is a predicted model, not a curated record.